GAUUCGGCAACAGGACCAAGACAAGCUAGGUGAAACACAUUGGACAACAAUCUGACCUUAAAAGCACUAGCCAAGACAACACUUGUAUUGCGAUAUCUGUCUAGAUGUGUUCUACAGCAACAUGCAUGUAGCAAACCUAUGUUCUGUAUGUUUUGGAUCCGUAUAUGUUCUCUAACAGGUUCGCUUCCGACCUUCCGUUGAUCCGUUCAUUGCAUGUGCCUGCGUCAACGAUAUCUUUUUUUUUUUAUAAGCCACCGGCGUAUAAACCUGCAAGAGAGUGUACAGCCUCGUCGCGCGCGAGAGAAUAGUCUCGAAUCCGCGGCGGCACAAGCAGGCCAGCGCAGCACUGUGCAGACAGUGCUCGCCGCGGUUGGCGUUGAGCUGAGACAUGAAGCGAGCCGUCUCCGCUCUCUGGGCGCGCUGCGCCGUCCGCCAAGCCUACCCCUACACCACCACCACCUCCUCGUCGCCUGAGGUGGGGGCGUCCGCGUCAGAGGCGUGGGACGGGCGUUUCCGGCUCCACAAGCCGCGCGGGCAGCACCUGCUCACCAACCCGCGCGUCCUCGACGCCAUCGUGCGCCGCGCCGCCAUCAGUUCGGGCGACGCCAUCCUCGAGGUCGGCCCUGGCACGGGCAACCUCACCGCGCGCCUCCUCGCGUCCCACGCGGCGCGCGUCGUCGCCGUCGAGAUCGACCCGCGUAUGGUCGAGUCCGUCACCGCGCGCGCCGCCGCUCUCGGCCUCGCGGACAAGCUCACGGUGAUCGCGGGCGACGCCGUGGAGGUAGAGUUCCCGGAGUUCGACGUCUGCGUGGCCAACAUCCCCUACGGCAUCUCCUCGCCGCUGAUCGCCAAGCUGCUGUUCGGCCCUUACCGGUUCCGGACGGCGACACUGCUGCUCCAGAAGGAGUUCGCGCGGCGGCUUGUGGCCACGCCGGGCGACGGGGAGUACAACCGGCUGGCGGCCAACGUGCGCCUGGUCGCCGACGUGAGGCUGCUCAUGGACGUGAGCAAGAGGGACUUCGUGCCCAUGCCCCGGGUGGACUCGUCCCUCGUCGAGAUCCGGCCGCGGGGCAUCGCCCCGGGGGUCGACGUCAGCGAGUGGCUGGCGUUCACGCGCGCGUGUUUCGGCCAGAAGAACAAGACACUGGGCGCCAUCUUCAAGCAGAAGAGGAUGGUCAUGGAGUUGUUCGGACGGUCGCAGAGAGCCGAGGAAUGUGCCGGUGGUGUCAGCCUCGGUGCGCUUGACGGCGACAGUGGCGAGGAUGAUUGUGGGGAAACCGACGAUGGCAGCAACAGAGCGGUUGGUUUCAGCGAGGAAGAGGUCGCGGCGUUCAAGGAGAGGGUUGCCGGAGCUUUGGACACCGCCGAGCUCGCAGGCAAGAGGCCAUCGAAGGUAUCCAACGACGAGCUGAAGCGGUUGCUCCGGCUGUUCAACAAGCGCGGUGUGCGGUUCCAGUAGAGCACAGUGAAGUUUGUGUCGCUAGAGUCACGCCACGCCUGGGGCAAUGGCUGGUUCCCAGCAUGUUGGACGUCAUUGUAGACGUGGCGCUACUUGCCUGUCAUAGUGGCGACGGCCUUAUCCACUCCCUAUUCAAUGUAUUUCCAGUUUUCCAUUCUGGCAUUCUAAGGCCAUGUUUACUUCCAAAAUUUUUUGCAAAAUAGGAAUAAUAUCACUUU
Molecule: messenger RNA, 1677 nt
Organism: Sorghum bicolor (sorghum)
Lineage: Eukaryota; Viridiplantae; Streptophyta; Magnoliopsida; Poales; Poaceae
Product: ribosomal RNA small subunit methyltransferase, mitochondrial
Exons: 2
Coding region: 389-1459 (356 amino acids)
Biological process (GO): rRNA methylation
Cellular component (GO): mitochondrial matrix
Molecular function (GO): rRNA (adenine-N6,N6-)-dimethyltransferase activity
Source: RefSeq, a predicted model, not a curated record